Messenger RNA from Vicia villosa (hairy vetch), 462 nucleotides. Its product is annotated as succinate dehydrogenase [ubiquinone] flavoprotein subunit 2, mitochondrial-like. NCBI's taxonomy places the organism in Eukaryota, Viridiplantae, Streptophyta, Magnoliopsida, Fabales, Fabaceae. The coding region runs from base 4 to 447 and encodes 147 amino acids. Gene Ontology annotation, molecular function: electron transfer activity; succinate dehydrogenase (quinone) activity; flavin adenine dinucleotide binding. The record is from RefSeq and is a predicted model, not a curated record. The transcript is spliced from 4 exons. Gene Ontology annotation, biological process: mitochondrial electron transport, succinate to ubiquinone.
UAUAUGUGUAGGGAAGCGCCAAAAGCAUUUAUUGAACUAGAGAAUUAUGAGUUGCCUUUUUCUCGAACAGAGGAGGGAAAAAUAUAUCAGCGUACAUUUGGUGGCCAAAGCUUAAACUUUGGAAAAGGUGGUCAAGCUUACCGUUGUGCAUGUGCUGCUGAUCGAACUGGACAUGCUUUAUUGCACACUCUCUAUGGCCAGGCUAUGAGACACAAUACACAGUUUUUUGUGGAAUAUUUUGCCUUGGAUCUUAUAAUGAAUAGUGAUGGUACUUUCCAAGGAGUGAUUGCCUUAAAUAUGGAGGAUGGGACACUACAUCGUUUCCAAGCUGCUUCAACAAUUUUGGCCACAGGGGGUUAUGGUAGGGCAUACUUCUCAGCAACCUCAGCACAUACAUGCACUGGAGAUGGCAAUGCUAUGGCUGCACGUGCUGGAGUUGCACACUGACACCACUAUAUGAAU